AUGGCCGAAUUACUGAACGAAGAUGGUAUCGAGGUGCGCGACGACUCGUCAUCAUCGAGGACUUUCAACGAUACCGACUCGGCCUAUUAUGAUAGUGACGUUGAAGAAUCCACCCGGUCCGUUACGUCGAGUAUCUUCGAUUAUGAAAAAUCACAUGGGCGAACAUAUCACGCGUAUCACGCUGGCAAAUAUUUGUUACCAAAUGACGAGAUCGAACAAGAGAGGUGUGAUAUUAUGUACCAUGCCGUAAGGCUUUCCAUCGGUAACACGCUGUUCCAUGCACCGGUAAGGAAUCCGACAUGCGUUCUCGACAUUGGCACCGGGACUGGGAUAUGGGCUAUUGAAUUUGCCGAUACCUACCCAGCCACAGAAGUCCAUGGCACCGAUUUGAGUCCGAUACAACCGUCUUAUGUUCCUCCAAAUCUACAGUUUGAGAUCGCGGAUGCAGAUGAAGAAUGGACUUUUCGACAACAGUUCGAUUUGGUUCAUAGUCGUGUGAUGAAUGAUACGUCAUUAAAAGACUGGCCUCAUUUCUUUCAGGAAGCAUACAAGGUUCUGAAACCAGGUGGUUGGGUUGAAUGUCAAGAGUUCAGCUACAAGCGUUAUUCGGACGACAACUCUAUCCCCUCAAACUCCCGCAUCACUGAAUGGGAAGACCUCUGGACGGAGGGAAUUAACAAGAUCGGACUAAAAGGCCAUUGUGACCCAAACCUUGUCAUGCAACAAAUGCGCGAUGCAGGAUUUAUCAAUGUCACGAGGCGAACAUUCAAAAUGCCCAUCGGUCCGUGGGCGAGGGACAAAACGCUACGAGAAGCCGGCAUGUUUGGCUACGUUAAUCUGAUGGAUGGAUUUCACGGACUCAGCGUCAAGGUAUUUACACAGAUGUUGGGAUGGUCGAUUGAGGAGCUUGAAGUCUUACUGGCACAAUGCCGGCAGGAGUUGAGAAGGAAAGAUAUCCACGGAUGGUGGCCGAUGUAA
Molecule: messenger RNA, 978 nt
Organism: Exophiala bonariae
Lineage: Eukaryota; Fungi; Ascomycota; Eurotiomycetes; Chaetothyriales; Herpotrichiellaceae
Exons: 12
Coding region: 1-978 (325 amino acids)
Molecular function (GO): methyltransferase activity
Source: RefSeq, a predicted model, not a curated record